Lytechinus variegatus (green sea urchin) is the source of this 1861-nucleotide messenger RNA. RefSeq lists its product as uncharacterized. The transcript has a single exon. The record is from RefSeq and is a predicted model, not a curated record. NCBI's taxonomy places the organism in Eukaryota, Metazoa, Echinodermata, Echinoidea, Temnopleuroida, Toxopneustidae. The coding region runs from base 431 to 1663 and encodes 410 amino acids. Gene Ontology annotation, molecular function: metal ion binding.
GUUUUGGCUUUCAAUGAAGAGAGAUGACGGUGCAUGUGUAAAGCGUGCUUACAAAAUUUUUUGAAAAUUUUCUUUCGGCACUGGCAACUAGAAUUGGACACUAGGCCUAGGUGGCAGAUAUUUCGACAUUUGUCUAGCUACCUAUACCGGAUAUCUACACAAAGGAUUCAUACUUUUAUUGGAUUAUACAGACGCUGAUUUCAGUUUUUUACUGUCUUCAGACUUCAGCCUCAGGAAUUGUUGCCGUAGAACUAAGACUAAGUUAGCUGUGCCGAUUUGUGGACCUAAAAGAUUCAGUUUGCAACUUCAGGAUUGAAUUUUUUCUUGGCGGUUCGCUUGAUUGAACUUUGGAGGUGAUUGCAUCCAGGAUUCAUUGGACUUGGCCUGAGUGACGGAGCUUCGAGUCUAACUCUAGUUUCGCGAGUUGAUCAUGCCAAAGGUUAAGGCCAAGAAAAUAACGACCGCAGGUGCGAGGAAGGGAGAUGACACACCGAAGAGGAGGCCGGGUCGGCCGAGAGGUCCACGGGCGACGUCAACCCCCGCAAGUGUGGAUCUGGGGCUGGGAGGCGGCAACAACGGGCCAGGAAGGAGCGGUGAGUUAAAUCCCUCUCAGUCUCAAGUUGUCGAUGUUGAUGAAAAAAGUGGUAGGCCUAGGUCUAAAGUUAGUGAUAAAAUGGCAGAGCUAGAUCUAGAUCUAGUGGGGCGGGAAGGCCAGGCGCCCGUGGGCAGAUCUAUUGCUUGGCAUGAGAUAGUAGCACAGGAGUCGGAUACCGGUAGCUCGGGGCAGGCUCAGCCAGCAGUUUCAGUGCCGGCGCGGUCGGCAGGGGUAGCCGAAGAUCUAGGCCUAGAUCUAGUGGAGGUCGGUGUUGAGAGAUCUGAGCCCCAGGCGCCUAGGCUUUCUGCCGUGUUGGGGGCACCGGAACCAUUUAUUAGCGCAUGCGACCCACUAGGUGUGGAAGUGGCUAUCUCACUGAAGGAAAAAAUUUGGGCAAGUGAAUAUAUAGAUUUGGGAGUGCUCCUUAAGCAUAAUAAUGCACGUGAUGAGUUUGGGGCCUUGAGUGUAGGUGACACCACUUUGAGUUUGUGUCAAUCGGGAUCUGGUCUUGGUUUGCAACUUCAACCUCAAUCAAAGGCUAAGAAAAUCAUGUCGGUAGAGCAGUGGACUUCGGUGUUUCUAGUAUUUGCCUCAAUUUACGCUGAGAAGCACAUUGAAAGGAGCAGGGAGCUCAUGAAAUAUAUGGAUUUGAUAAGGCAUGCAGCCCGUGCGUUUGCAGGUUAUGGCUGGCGUGACUAUGACACUCAGUUUAGGAGCAAGCAGGCGCGUUUACCCGGGCGAUCCUGGGCGAGCGUCGACGCCGAGUUGUGGUUGAUGCUGGUGGCCUCUAAUGGUCCGCGGCAGCGCCACAAUUUACCCCAUGCCCCUCGCCAUCAGUUCUACAGAGGGGAGUACGGCGCGAGAAAAUCUUUUCCCUUCGGAGGAAAGGGACCCGGAGCCAAUGGCACACCCAGCCGAGGCGUGUGCUUUGCCUUUAAUAGAGGCAAGUGCAUGCGAGGCAAAGCUUGCAUCUAUGAGCACAAGUGUUCCCGCUGCCAGGCGGCAGGUCAUGGGGCUAAGCAGUGUAGCCAAGGGCGGGCCGGUUCCAGUCCCGCUGGCAGUAAAUAGGUCUACGGCUAGUGCGGUGUCGUCUAUUGCUCCGACCCCUAUUAAGUUAGCACGUUUGGUGCCCAUGUUAGCUACUUAUCCUAAUCAGGAGCAUGCUCAGUGCUUGUAUAAUGGUUUUAAGUUUGGUUUUUCAUUACAUUUUGAAGGGGACAGGGUCCCAUUGGUUGUUAAAAACCUGAAAUCAGCAUUCGAACACAU